UCAGGAUGCUGAACGCCCGAUUCUUGGUGCCCCGGCUCCUCUGCCUCCAGGGCAGGACCACCUCAUAUUCUACAGCGGCUGCUCUCCCAAACCCAAUCCCAAACCCAGAGAUUCGCUACAACCAGCUGUUCAUCAACAACGAGUGGCGUGAUGCGGUCAGCAAAAAGACCUUCCCCACGGUGAACCCCACUACAGGUGAGGUCAUUGGGCAUGUGGCUGAAGGUGACCGGGCAGAUGUGGAUCUGGCUGUGAGAGCAGCCCGAGAAGCCUUCCGCCUGGGGUCCCCGUGGCGCAGGAUGGAUGCCUCAGAGCGGGGCCGGCUGCUGAACCGCCUAGCUGAUCUCGUGGAACGGGAUCGAGUGUACUUGGCCUCACUGGAGACCCUGGAUAAUGGGAAACCUUUUCAGGAGUCUUAUGUCUUGGACCUGGAUGAAGUCAUCAAGGUAUACCGUUACUUUGCUGGCUGGGCUGACAAAUGGCAUGGUAAGACCAUCCCAAUGGACGGCGAACAUUUCUGCUUCACCCGCCAUGAGCCAGUGGGGGUCUGCGGCCAGAUAAUCCCUUGGAACUUCCCAUUGGUCAUGCAGGGUUGGAAGCUGGCCCCAGCACUCGCCACAGGCAACACCGUGGUCAUGAAGGUGGCAGAGCAAACCCCACUUUCUGCUCUGUACUUGGCCUCCCUCAUCAAGGAGGCGGGAUUUCCCCCAGGAGUGGUGAACAUCAUCACUGGCUAUGGCCCCACUGCAGGAGCAGCCAUUGCCCAGCACAUGGAUGUGGAUAAAGUCGCCUUCACGGGUUCCACCGAGGUGGGCCACCUGAUUCAGAAGGCCGCUGGUGAUUCCAACCUCAAGAGAGUCACCCUGGAGCUGGGUGGGAAAAGCCCCAGCAUUGUGCUGGCAGACGCUGACAUGGAUCACGCCGUAGACCAGUGUCACGAAGCCCUCUUCUUCAACAUGGGUCAGUGCUGCUGUGCAGGAUCCCGGACAUUCGUGGAAGAGUCCAUCUAUCAUGAAUUUCUCGAGAGAACUGUGGAGAAGGCCAAGAAGAGGAAAGUGGGGAACCCCUUUGAGUUGGACACUCAACAGGGACCUCAGGUGGACAAGGAGCAAUUUGAAAAGAUCCUGGGUUACAUCCGGCUUGGACAGAAGGAAGGGGCAAAGCUUCUCUGUGGUGGGGAGCGUUUCGGGGAGCGCGGCUUCUUCAUCAAGCCCACAGUCUUUGGGGACGUUCAGGAUGACAUGAGGAUCGCCAGGGAGGAGAUCUUUGGGCCUGUGCAGCCUCUGUUCAAGUUCAAGAAGAUCGAGGAAGUAAUCCAGAGAGCCAACAACACCAGGUACGGCCUGGCUGCGGCUGUGUUCACCCGAGACCUGGACAAGGCCUUAUACUUUUCCCAGGCCCUGCAAGCCGGGACCGUGUGGGUGAACACCUACAAUAUCGUCACCUGCCACACGCCAUUCGGAGGCUUUAAGGAAUCCGGCAAUGGCAGGGAGCUGGGGGAAGAUGGGCUUAAAGCCUACACGGAGGUGAAGACUGUCACCAUCAAGGUUUCUGAGAAGAAUUCCUGAGAUUGGCCACCUUGGAGGCCCAGCCCUGUCCUGCAGCUCCACGACAUCGAGCCAAAAUUUGAUUUCAGCCCGAGUUCCCAGUGAAGUGUUACAAGAAGUGUCAACUAGUAAAGUAGUCCAAUCAGAGCCACUCUAUUUAAAGCAGAGCUGGUGGCUGGGCUCAGAGUGCAGCCCAUCUCAUCCCUGGGUCCACCUCACUGAGGAGUUAUUGCCAGGGACCCUUAGGAGUUCCAGAAGGCGUGUUCCAAUCCAUUGACCGGCCAUGAAAAGGAAUGAUGGACUGGUCCAGGUGCAACUUGAACGAUCCUCGAAAUCAGAAUGUUAGUGAAGGACGCUGGCCUCAUGUAGAUCAGUGUUUGCAGGGACUCGGGGGGGGGGGGAAUAAGGGAACAACUGCUUGCAGAUAUGGGGCUCCUCUUGGGGAGGUUUUGAAAAUGUUACAGAAUUGGGCAAUGGGCACAGUUGAACAACUUUGCAAUUGUACUGAUCUACUACCAAAUUGUGCACUUAAUUAGGGUAUGGGAAUUAAUUUCAUUUUUAAAAUUAAAAUAAGCUCAGUGUGCCAUUUGCAAAUCUA
Molecule: messenger RNA, 2142 nt
Organism: Rattus rattus (black rat)
Lineage: Eukaryota; Metazoa; Chordata; Mammalia; Rodentia; Muridae
Gene: Aldh1b1
Product: aldehyde dehydrogenase 1 family member B1
Exons: 1
Coding region: 6-1565 (519 amino acids)
Molecular function (GO): aldehyde dehydrogenase (NAD+) activity
Source: RefSeq, a predicted model, not a curated record